GUGGCCCAGGUCUGGCAUUCAGGGGAGCCAGCUCCCCGGCUUCUGUCCCACAGAAUUGAUUCCACAUCAAGGUCUCUGUGCACCUGGCUUUCCUUUUCCCUGGUUGUGCGUUUCCCAGGAUCGCUGUAACUUCAGGCACACAAUGGAAGCCCUGCAACUGGCAAAUUCAGCUUUUGCAGUUGACCUGUUCAAACACCUGUGUGAAAAGGAGCCAGUGGGCAAUGUCCUCUUCUCUCCAAUCUGUCUCUCCACCUCUCUGUCACUUGCUCAAGUGGGUGCCAAAGGUGACACAGCAAAGGAAAUUGGACAGGUCCUUCAUUUUGAAAAUGUCAAAGAUGUGCCCUUUGGAUUUCAAACAGUAACAUCGGAUGUCAACAAACUUAGUUCCUUUUACUCCCUGAAACUAAUCAAACGGCUCUACGUAGACAAAGCUCUGGAUCUUUCUAUGGAGUUCAUCAGCUCUACGAAGAGACCCUAUGCAAAGGAAAUGGAGACUGUUGAUUUCAAAGAUAAAUUGGAAGAAACAAAAGGUCAGAUCAACAACUCAAUUAAGGAACUCACAGACGGCCACUUUGAGAACAUUUUAGCUGACAACAGUGUCAGUGACCAGACCAAAAUCCUUGUGGUUAAUGCCGCCUACUUCGUUGGAAAAUGGAUGAAGAAAUUUCCUGAAUCAGAAACCAAAGAAUGCCCUUUCAGGGUCAACAAGACAGACACCAAGCCAGUGCAAAUGAUGAAUAUGGAGGCCACGUUCUGUAUGGGCAACAUCGACAGUAUCAAUUGUAAGAUUAUAGAGCUUCCUUUUCAAAAUAAGCACCUCAGUAUGCUCAUCCUGCUACCCAAGGAUGUAGAGGAUGGAUCCACUGGCCUGGAGCAGGUGGAAAAACAACUCAGCUCGGAGACGCUCUUGCAGUGGACCAAUCCCAGCACCAUGGCCAAUGCCAAAGUCAAACUCUCCAUUCCAAAAUUUAAGGUGGAAAAGAGUAUUGAUCCCAGGGCUAGCCUGGAAAACCUAGGGCUGAAAAACAUCUUUAAUGAGGAUACAUCUGAUUUCUCUGGGAUGUCAGAGACCAAGGGAGUGGCCCUCUCAAAUGUUAUUCACAAAGUGUGCUUAGAAAUAACUGAAGAUGGUGGGGAUUCCAUAGAGGUACCAGGAUCACGAAUCUUGCAACACAAGGAUGAAUUCAAUGCUGACCACCCUUUUAUUUACAUCAUCAGACACAACAAAACUCGAAACAUCAUUUUCUUUGGCAAGUUCUGUUCUCCUUAGGUGCUAGAGCCCAGGUUAAGUCCUAUCUGACUUUCCUGUAAAUUCUGCAUCCAGAGAGUCACUUUCUAAGUAAAUGGUUAAUAUUACUCAAUCAGGAAGCAGUUGGUACUCACCAUGAUAGGUCUUUUUUUCCAAUUCUUUUUUUGGUUCCUUCCUUCCCACCCCCAUCAGAGACAAUAUUUUUUUUAACAAAAAGGAAUCACCUUAGAGGAAAAUAUGUAUUUGUAACUUGUCAAACCUAGGGUUUUGGGCAGGAAUACAGUCUUCCACAAAGUAAAUUCCUAUAAGGGCGACCUGGAGGAUUUUAUUCCCAAAGUUUUGCCUUCCUUCACUGGGAUACAGAAUAUUCCAGACUUCCCUGAAAGACUAAAGAAACUGUAGUGCGCAGGCUCCACAAAACUCUCGUGGUGCCAAUGAAACUUGGGCACAUGUUCAGGCUACUGUAGGUCCACAGCUCCUAUGCUAAACCCUGUGGGCAAAUAUUUUCUUCAAACUCUGAUUUUUGGGGGUUUUAGAAAGAUAACGUUUUGUACCUAUUAUAUGUUAUGGAACCCCAGUGAUAGAGGCUGCAACUGCACCCUGUAAGGCAACACAUUAGUAUUUCUACCACAAAAUACAGAAUAUUUACACAAAAUAGAUAAACGAAGACUCUAAGUAGCCUGCAAGUGUCAGGUUUUGCUAUCAAAUGAGUUUGCCGCUUGCUUAUGAAAAAACUUUGGUGUCAGAACUUGCUGAAAAUUUGAGUGUUGGACCUCCAGUAGCUGAAAGGCAGCAUCUCAAGGGGAAGUUCCAAUCUUAUUAAAAACUCAUUUUUGGAGAUCCUUCUGUGGCACAACGAGAUCGACAGUGUCUCUCUAGCAGCAGGGACACGCGUUCGAUCCCCAGCCUGGGAACUCUAUGCCAUGGGAUGGCCAAAAAAAAAAAAAAAAAAAAUUCACUUUCACUUCCGAUAAAAUGCAUACCUGAUCAUUUGGUUGACAAGAGACAACUGGCAGGGAAUUCUAACUGACUCACAAGCUUUUGGAGUCUGAACACACAGAGACUUGCACAGUAGCUGAUACAAGAAUUUUACGAGGGUUCAAGGGAUUUGUCUCUUUGUCAACUAUGAUAGUAGGAAAGGGGGAAAGAACUUAUUGCUGUUAGAAAAUAAAACUAAAGCUACUGAAGUGCUCAUGCUGCCUUGACACAUGUUUUUUCAAAGUCUGUGUGUUUAGUUACUGUAGCUAGCUAGUUGGUAACCUACGAAAAGAGCAGUUUUUAAAGAUGUUUCUGAGAAGUUAUCUAUGCCACAAGUGCACGUAUUAAUUCCUGACAGAAAAAAGACAGCACUGAAGGUCUGGGUUUGGUGACAGGCCCUCUUUCUUCUCUCCUUUGGUUUCCUUGUAAAUAGGUUGAACUUCUUGCUCCGAAGCUUCAAUAUUGAAUUUCUUGUAUGCUGCCGACAAUAAAAUAUUAUUGAUUACAUGA
This is a messenger RNA of Phacochoerus africanus (Common warthog), 2737 nucleotides long. It is a transcript of the gene SERPINB5, whose product is annotated as serpin family B member 5. Gene Ontology annotation, molecular function: serine-type endopeptidase inhibitor activity. The transcript has 7 exons. The coding region runs from base 143 to 1270 and encodes 375 amino acids. NCBI's taxonomy places the organism in Eukaryota, Metazoa, Chordata, Mammalia, Artiodactyla, Suidae. Gene Ontology annotation, biological process: negative regulation of endopeptidase activity. The record is from RefSeq and is a predicted model, not a curated record.